Messenger RNA from Cladocopium goreaui, 3241 nucleotides. The record is from the annotation of a GenBank genome assembly. NCBI's taxonomy places the organism in Eukaryota, Dinophyceae, Suessiales, Symbiodiniaceae.
CUCACACCAAUGUUAGCGGAGAACAUUUCGCCCAGCCAUGCUUCGUUGCCGAGCGAAGCCGAGCUCGGUGUUAGAUUUAGAUCCGGAAAGAGCCGGAGACAACAGACGCAGAAGUAGAAAGCAUAGAAAGGAGAAAAAGGAAAAGAAGGAACGAAGAGACAAGGUGAAGAACAAGAAGAACAAGAAGGACAAGAAGGACGGAAAGGAGAGAAGCGGCGAGACUAGAGGGGCACCAGCAGAAAGGGCACCGGCAGGAGCACAAGGAGGGCCAGUGGCUCGGCUGUGGAGACCUUGGGGUAGCCGGCCUAUUGGUGCUCUAUUGAAACCUGCAGUCCUUCCACCUCCUCCGCCAUCACCACCUGGAGGGUUGAAAGGGAUUUCCCUGGAACACUUCUGCCGGCAAUACAUCCACAAGGGCGAGUGCGAUUUUGGCAGGAAGUGCAAGUUCAUCCACUCCACAUUCUGCCGCAGGUACCUGCUGACAGGGAAGGAGUGUGCAUCCUGUGACUUCAGCCACUUUGACAUUUGCCCAGAAUUCAAGGCAAGGCUACCAUGCCCACGACGACAGCGAUGCCCGUUUCUGCAUGUCAGGGUUCCAGCGGAACUGUCGUCUGGAGUCCAUGGAGUGCAGAUGCCGAGCCAGUGGAGUCCUGGUGCAGCUUCGGUUCUCAGUGCUCCACCUCUCCCAGUUCUCCCAGCUCUUUUAGCACUGCCAGCUCCACCUGCAGCGCUGGCAGCGCUGGCAGCGCCAACCGAAGAGGAAGCAAACUGGACAGCCCCGGCAGAGAGCCAGCUGACAUCGGGCUUCGCGGAAAAGUACGGCUACGAGGAGUGGGGAGAUAGCGGAGUGGAAGAAGAUACGGACGGCGAACAUUCCAGCGACCAGAGCAGCGGCAGUGAUCUUGAGGAUCAGCAAGACCGUGCUCAGCCACGUUGGGCAAAGUCCAGUGGCAGUGGGACAGCUGGUGGUGUGGUGGAGCCUGGCAAGUAUGUGCCGCGUAAGGCGCGGGCAAAAGGAGACCCAGCCGAAGAUGAUGGCCAAGGUGACCAGGGUGGCGCGGAGUGCAAGGUGGAGAAGGUGGAGAAGGUGGUGGAGGCCAAGAUUGAUCGCCGAGUCUUCCACAAAUGGCGCGUCAGCUGUGCAAGGUGCCAUCAAGAUGUGAUGAAGGUGGACAACCACCGGAUAUGUCAUGUGGUGGCAUGCGAAGGAGGGAAGAAGAAGAGCGUAUGUGUGUAUCGAGCAUUGAGAGGCACUUGGCUGAGUACCAAAGAUGGUGGCCUCUUUGGUGGUGGUGGAAGAGGUGGCACUAUGCGACCAAAAAAGGGCAAAAGCGGACGUGUCUGCCAGACGAGGCUGUCAAGUGCCUACAAUGUGGCCAAAGCCAAAGACAGAAAGCGUGAACGAAGGAUUCUGAAAGGAAAAUUGCUGAAGCGGAACUGGAAAUACCACGACCUGGAAGAGUGCGAUCCGAAUGCUCCAGAAAUGCGAUUUGAGGAGCAAGUGCGAUUGGAGCGGAUCAUCCAACUGCGUGGUGAAGAAAUCAAGCGAGACGAGGCUGACGAAGAUGACAAACCUCUGUUGCAAUUGAUGGACAAAGCGACAGAGGCGAAAGAGGCGAAAGAGGCGAAAGAGGCGAAAGAGGCGAAAGACGAGGAUGACGAGGAUGACGAGGAUGACGAGGAUGACAUGCCGCUUUCGUCCUGGCUGAAGAGCCAGGACGACGAGGCGAAGCGCAGACGCCAACAUGACGCGAAGAAGCGCAAAACCGUGACGACCCGCCCUGCCCUAAAGGGGCCGCAGCUGACGCACGCCACGGGGGGUGCGCAAGGCUCUCCCCUAAAGAAAGCGAAGAAAAAUGCGAGUUGGGAGUGGAAGGACGGGACCUCGUGGAAGGCUUAUGCCGAGGAGGAGAGCACAAAGUUGGAACAUCUCUAUGCCACGGUCGGGGAGAAGGGCAAGGUCAUUACCACUGAGUUCUCUUUCAACCAGGAGCACCAGACCAAGUAUGAGCUGAACUUUGCAAAAAUGUCACAAACGAAUCUAGAGAGCAAGAAGUCCAGGACAAUCCGACGGAAAGGUGACGCCGCCGCUGUGGUCAAGAAGGCAGUGUGGGAGUGGUGGUCAGACAGCGACGAGUGGGAGCCCUUCAAAGAUGUCGAUGGGCAGCUCUUGGAGAAGGCGUAUGUGGCGGGAGAAACACCCUUCAGCACCAAAAAACUGAGCUGGAAUGAAGGAUACGACAGCCUCUACAUUUUCGACUUUACUGUGAUGACACAGGUGAACUGCGAUAGCAAGACGUCCAGAAAGAUUCAGCGAACAGCAGCUGGUGGUUCCAAGCUCUUCGGCCACAAGGACGGUGAAGAUGACGGCUAUGCUGGUGCCGUGGGUUUCUUGUCCGAGAAAGUGGGCGACACCAAGGUCAUGUUUGCUGGAAAGUUCGAACCUAGCUUGACACCUGCUCUGGUGGCUGAGCAGAAGAAGCUUGGCGCGCAGUGCUUGGAUCAGAAGCAAGUGGCGGGUUCUUUCUACCGGAAAUCCAUGCUGGUGUCUUUGAAUUUGCCUGCUGGCAGUCAAACUCUAGGCACUGCUGUACGAAGUCCAGGCAGCUGUUGCUUGGUCUCCCAGUCUGUGGGCUCGAAGCUUCGGGAGCUUCGGGCCUCUGUCCUCUUCCGCUUCAAGGCGGAGUUCGCAGCUCUUCCACGGCUGCUGUGUGCCCCAUUUCAUCACAUACCCACAGCAAAGCGCAUGUUGGAGGAGUUCCCAAAGUGGAAGGAUCAGGAUCACAAUCAGGCCUUCAGACUGGUCGGACUUUGUGGUACUUCGUCUUUGUUGGCACACGACUCAGAAGCCCCAGCGAAGUCUGUGUUCCUUGCGGGCUACAGUGUUGGUCCUCUGAAGGGUGUUCUAGAGAAGUUGCUUGGAAGCUGUGGUGUCCCUGCUGGAAAGGUCAAGGCUCUUGCUGCUGACAUCAUCAAACUUGCUGUGAAGUCAGGCCUUGAUUGUUCUGGCAUCCCUGGUGGAAAGAAAUGCAAGUCAGGACGUUCUGGCCACAUGCUCCAAAUUUUCUUGAGGAGAGAGUUGUGUGACCAGUAUGUUUAUCCAUCCUUUCCUUUUGGCAUGCCAGACAAGAAGAGGGAUAAGCCACUGAGCAAAUACCUCACACAGGACGUGGCCAUUGAGGGACAAGUGAGGAUCACGUUAAAUCCGGACGUCUUCUUGCGGGCAGGGAGCCACCGGUAG